CAAGCUCGCACAGGAGUGCCAGACUGGAUGCAGUUAUGUUAAUCAUCUUGGAACCACGUUCCCGUGUCCUCAGAGGAGGUUGUGCCUGUCGGUGGGACUGCUUUGGAAGGUGAAACAGAAGUUGGAAGAGAACCUGGUGACAUGUGCAGAAGGUCAAAGCCAACACCUCUGUCUGCAUCAUGAAUGGAGCUGAAAACGUAGAGGAGCAACAAGCUGGAGGCAUCUCGGCUCAGGACGUCUGGAUUCUUCAAAGCCAGCUCUUCUCAGGUUUCUGACCGAAGGGCCUGGGAGCUCCCUCCACUGGCGCUGUGGGAAGCGUUAGCCAAACCAAUGCACCCUGACAACAAACUGCCCAGCCAUGGCAAGGCAGGCAGCAGCGGUGCCCCGGCCCAGCACCACAACGUGAGCCAAGCACCCACCUGCAACCUGGGCUCUAAGGGUGUCGGGGCAGGCAGCCAUGGCGGCAAGGCCACUCAGAUCUCCCCUGGCAACUCUGGACUGAAAAACAGCCAGAACACUGUCCCAAACUUCAGCUCCUUGAAGGGCAAGGUGAAACGGGAGCGAAGCAUUUCGGUGGACUCUGGAGAACAGCGAGAAGCCAGCACCCCUUCACAGGACGCAGAAUCAAAAGGUGAGGUGGCUCCCCGCAGCAAGCGGCGGUGUGUGCUGGAAAGGAAGCAGCCAUACAGCGGGGACGAAUGGUGCUCUGGACCAGACAGCGAGGAAGACGACAAGCCCAUCAGCAGUGCACACAAUUGUAAUGUAGCAGAUCCUGCGAUGUCCACGGCCUCGCAGCUAGGCCCAGGGUCCAACCCGCUGCCGAACCUGAAUGAGACCGGUUCCUCCAGCGUCCCUCAUGGUGCUGCCCCUGGCUUACGGUCAGAGGCGGCAGGAGGCGGAGGUGGCGGAACAGGAAAGCAGCCCUCGCAGUUCGUUUACGUCUUCACCACGCACCUUGCUAACACAGCUGCAGAAGCUGUCCUGCAGGGCCGAGCUGACUCCAUUCUGGCCUACCAUCAGCAGAACGUACCGCGGGCAAAGCUAGACCAGGCACCAGCUCCUAAAGUGCUGGGGGUGGCUGAGCCGCUUCCGAUUAACCCUCCUGCUGCCAACACUCCACAGUCCCAGCCACCGGCACCACAGGCGAGUCAGCCACAGCCGCAGCCUCCGCCGCCGCAGCCGCCGCCGCAGCCCAUCAGCCAAGCACCUUUGCCGGCGCCCAGCAGCCUGCCCCAGGAAGGGACGAGUGAAGAUGUCCGGAGAGAUCUGACCCCCAACUCUUUGGGGAACAACGGCGGCAGCAACCAGCCCGGGAGUAACCACCCAAACACGCCCACUGCCUCUGCCAACGCCAUGCAGCCCGGGACAGGGGACUCCUCUGCCACGUCCAGCUCUGGCCUCCUUGGGGAGGGCCCGGGUCCGGGGAUGCCGGGGAACGGGCAGGCAGGCCUGGGCCCCAGGAACCCCAUGAACUCGGAAGGGCUCUCAAAGGAGCAGCUGGAGCACCGAGAGCGCUCUCUGCAGACCCUGCGGGACAUUGAGCGGCUGCUGCUACGCAGCGGGGAGGCCGAGCCCUUCAUGAAGUCCAGCCAAAAUGCGGGUGAGGGUGGGACUGCGCCCCAGCCGCAGGCUGCUCCCGCCCCGCCUCCCGCGCCCCCCCCCAGCAUGAAGAAGUAUGAAGAGCCUCUGCAGUCCAUGAUCUCCCAGACCCAGAGCCUGGGUGGGCCCAGUCUGGAGCAUGAGGUACCCCACCACCCCGGCGCUGACAUGGGGCAGCAGAUGAACAUGAUGAUGCAGCGGUUGAACCAGGACAGCCUGACACCGGAGCAAGUGGCCUGGAGGAAGCUGCAGGAAGAGUACUAUGAGGAAAAGCGGCGGAAAGAGGAGCAGAUCAGUAUCCAUGGCCGGCCCAUGCAGGAGAUCAUGAUCCCGCAGUCGAUGGGGAGCAUGAUGAUGCGUGGGCCGCCACCUCCCUAUCACAGCAAGCCUGGAGAGCAGUGGCCGCCAGGGAUGGGCAGCCAGCUGCGGGGACCCAUAGAUGUGCAGGACCCUAUGCAGCUGCGGGGGGGGCCACCCUUCCCAGGGCCACGGUUCCCUGGGAAUCAAAUGCAGAGAGUCUCUGGCUUCGGAGGGAUGCAAAACAUGCCCUUGGAUGCUCUUGGGCCCAUGAAUGCCAUGCAGAGGCCGGUCAGGCCUGGCAUGGGAUGGAGCGAUGAUAUGCCUCCUAUGGGAGGCCCUGGGAACUUUCCGCAAGGCACCUUGCCCUACCCAUCGGGGCAAGGGGACCCCGAAAGGUUCAUGAAUCCCCGUGCCAGGGAGGAGAUCCUGCGGCAUCAGCUGAUGGAGAAACGCCCAGUGGCGAUGCAGAGACCCAUGGGGAUGUCCGGCAACUCCAUGAACCAGGGCAUGGAAAUGGAGAGGAUGAUACAGGCUCACAGGCAGAUGGAUCCAUCCAUGUUUGCUGGGCAGAUGGCAGGGGACAGCCUGAGCAAUGCCCCUAUGGGUAUGGAUUUUGCAGGCACUCGGGGGAUGCUGAGCCCCCCUAUGAGUCAGUCAGGCCUUCGGGACAUGGAUGCACCCAUGGGCCCUGGCAACCUCAACAUGAACAUGAAUGUCAACAUGAACAUGAACAUGAACCUCAACGUGCAGAUGACCCCGCAGCAGCAGAUGAUGAUGUCGCAGAAGAUGAGGGGCCCUGAUAUGAUGGCCCACCAGGGCAUGAGCCCUGAGGAGCUGGCCAGGGCGAGGGCUCAGAAUGGCAACGGCAGCGCAAUGCUGGGGGGACCCCAGAAAAUGAUGAUUCCCUCCCAGUUCCCCAACCAAGGACAGCAAGGCUUCCCGAGCGGGCAGGGGCCCUACCCCAACAUGCCCCAGGAGAUGGGCAGCGGCUCAGACAUGUUCAGCCCUGAGCAGGGCACCAUGCCUGUUGGGAGCAUUAGUGGCACCACCAGGCUCAGCCACAUCCCUCUGCCUCCAGCCUCCAAUCCCACGCCUGCGCAAGGGGGCAACCUGGCCAACAUGCACCCAGCACCUUCCCGGGGCCUGGGCCGCCGGCCCUCGGACCUCACCAUCAACAUCAGCCAGAUGAACUCCCCCAGCAUGGGUCACCUCAAGUCUCCCACGCUCAGCCAGGUGCACUCACCGCUGGUCACCUCCCCCUCUGCCAACCUCAAGUCCCCGCAGACGCCCUCACAGAUGGUCAGUAUGCCACCUUCAAACCAGUCUGGACCCCUCAAGUCCCCCCAGGUGAUGAGCUCCUCGCUUAACGUCCGGUCUCCAACUGGCUCACCCAGCCGCCUGAAGUCCCCUUCUAUGGCUGUUCCUUCCCCGGGCUGGGUGCCCUCUCCCAAAGCCACCAUGCCUAGCCCAGGAGUCAACCAGAGCAAGCAGACUCUCAGCAUGAACUCAUCUACUUCCAUGGGAGGACUGGAUCAGGGUUCUCUCCCUUCUGGGCCUCGGAGCAGCUCUUCCGCACCAGCCAGUAACACCUCCGGCACCAUGAAUCCCAACAUGCCUUUUACUUCCUCUCCAGAUCCAUCCCCCUCCCAGAACCCCCUCUCGCUGAUGAUGUCCCAGAUGUCCAAGUAUGCCAUGCCCAGCUCCACACCGCUUUACCACAAUGCCAUCAAAACCAUCGCCACCUCUGAUGACGAGCUGCUGCCAGACAGGCCUAUGCUCCCGCCUGGAAGCAUGUCAGGCGUGACGGGGAACCAGCCGAAUCAACUGCACUUGAACUCUGUGGGGCCCGGAUCCUCCCAGAGCCCCAUGGGAAUGAACCUGCCUGGUCAGCAACCCCUCUCCCAUGAACCACCCUCCACCUCCAUGAUGUCCUCCCCGAACCCUCUGGGCUCCAACAUUCCUAUGCACCCGAGUGCGCCGGGGGCGGGCGUCCCCCCCCAGAACCCCAUGAUGCUGCCCCCGGGGCCCCAGGACUCGUUGAACCAGCAGUGCGGCCCCGUGCCCAACAGUUCGCAGAUGAUUCCUUCCAACCAGCUCGUGUUCCCCCGCAUGCAGCAGCCCCACAACGCCAUGCCCUCUCCUGCUGGAGGCAUGUCCAUGGCCCCUGGUGGGGCGGGCGGCCCUGGGAUACAGCAGCAUUACCCGCCGGGGAUGCCCUUGCCGCCCGAGGACCUUCCCUCCCAGCAGCCCGGCCAGAUGCCCCCCCAGCAGCACAUGAUGGGGAAGAACAUCCCUCCUCGGAUUGGCGAGCCCUACCCGCCGGUGCUUCCCGGGGUGGCGUCGGUGCUGAACGACCCUGAGCUCAGCGAGGUCAUCCGCCCCACGCCCACGGGCAUCCCUGAGUUUGACCUCUCCAGGAUCAUCCCGUCGGAGAAGCCCAGCAGCACCUUGCAGUAUUUCCCCAAGAGCGACAGCCAAGCGCCCAAAUCGCAGCCUUCCAACCUCCACCUCAUGAACCUGCAGAACAUGAUGGCUGACCAGCCCCCGGUGCGGCCAGGUAUGAAUGCCCCCAGCCUCCCCGGGCAGCAGGGCGUGCAGAGGGGACUCGGUGUGCCCAUGUGCCACCCCGGACAGGUGCCCAUGCUGGGCAGGACAGGCAUCCCCCCCCAGCAAGGCAUGAUGGGCAACAGCAUGCACCAGGGCAUGAUGUCUCCGCAGCAGAGCCUGAUGGCCCAGCAGAAUUUCAUGCUGAUGCAGGCCAAGCAGAGGAGCAUGUCCGUGUCGGGGGAGAUGUACGCUCAGACAGGACACAUGAUGUCACCUCAGGGCUCUCUUAUGGGGCCCCCGCCUCAGCAGAACCUCAUGGUCACACACCAGAUGAGGCAGCGGAGUGUCUCCCUGGACAGCCAGAUGAGUUACAUCCCCGGGCCCGGGAACAUGGCCAACCUGCCGUUCUAGCCUGGCUGGGCUCAGGGGUGGGGAGGGGGCCCAGCUGCCUGGACAAGCGUUUUUAAGCUUUUCUUCGGGGGAGGGUUGGGGGCCAGUGCCAGUGGAGGACACCACGUGGGAUGCUUUUCAUAUCGGAUUUGCCUCUACACAGAAAACCAGAUGUGCAGUAAACUUGAUGUGAAUUGGGUUUCUUUUUCCUUUCUUUUUUGGGGAAGGGGAGGGUGGAGGGGCUGGGAGCGGGGCUGUUACUUUGAACCCUGUGUGGUGACCGGGGACGUACAGACCCUGCGGCAGUUUGUAAAGUUUUCAUUUACGGUUUUCCUCUGUCAAGUGUUUUUCUUUCCCCCUUUUUUUUUUCCUCUCUCUUUUUUCAUUUUUCUUCUCUCUCUUUUUUUUUUUUCUUCUCCUUUUUAAGCAACCAAAACGUGCAAGAGGGUUUUUGGAACUAGCUGUAAAUAGGUCGCUGGGAAAGGCAAAACUUGUGCUGGUUUUAAAUUGUUCUGUAUUUCUGUGUUUUAAUAGAAGCCUCAAAACAUGUUUUAAAAAAAGCAGAAACAAAAAACAUGCUAAAGGCAACAGUGUACAAGGAUUGAAAACUCUCUCUGGGGGAGGCAGGAGGAUCCCCCAGGGUGCACAGGGCAUUGAGAGAUCCCAUUGUAGAGUGACUCUGUGUCAAACCUGUGUUGUUCACGCGUCAGAACGGUUUGCAUGUGCGGGGUGUAUAGUUUCACGCAGACCUUAGGCCCCUGUGGAGGCUGUGCUGAGUACACGAACGCAACCGAGGACCGUCGGGGAGGUCAGAGCUGUGGCCCCAGUGAAACGCUGCCAGGGCAGCGAUCACCCGGCGGGAUGGAUGCCGCAGCUUCCCGAGACACAAGCUGCUGUGGCUGGGACGGGGAGGACGCCGGCCCCUCGGCUGGAGAAGUAGUGAGGAUCCAGGCUUUGCAGGUGAUAACAUGCUGGACCCAAAGGUCUCAACCAGUCGUGUCUCCUCUAGUUCCUUCUCUUCCCUUCGUGCUGUGUCCCCCGGGCAGGGUGCGUAGGGACGGAUAGGCUCCGAGGUGAGCAAAGCGAUGCAUUCCCGUGCUUCCAGGAGAGGCUAGCUGGGAACCCUGCUCUUGCAGCCUUUCUGCACCAGUCCUUUACCCACUUUUCGCCCUCAGUGAUGGCACCGUGCUCCCUCUACCUCUGUUGUUGAAUGCUCUUCCGAGUCUUCCUCACGCUUGUCGAUCCUCCUUCUCUGGAGUUUCUCAGGCAGUCUUCUCUCCGUCUCGCCCCGAGCGACCAGCAGCAGCCCUGCCCUUCUGCACGACAGAGGUCCAGCCAUUGAAGACAGCCUAUCCCUGCAGGUGAUACUCCAUCUCGGUAUAAGAGUUAACUUGCAGCUUCGGACAGAAGAGGCCAAGGUUGCGUUGCACCACUGGUUCCUAGGCUGGCGGAAGCGUGCCGUCCAAACGAGUCUGGCUUCUCUGGAUGUGCUCUGCCCUCCCCAUCCUCCGCUCUGUAAGGUCUUCCUGCAUGUGGCACUGAUGGUCUUUCCUGUGCUUGUACACAGAGGGGGCUGCAGGGUGACGCGUGUGCACUUCUGUGCACACCGCGGUGGCUCUGGACCUCCCCGGGGACUGCGUUCCAGCAUGGUGUACCCUAUGGGUAUCCAGCGGUGAGCUCGGGGCAUGCGAUCACCUGAGGAUCACCAGUUGGAGGAUUAUCUCUGCAGAGCCGGGCUCAGAUACUACCUCUCUUGUGACAGGGCUCGCCUUUCCCUACUCACUGCUGCAGGGAGGAGAGGGCUUUCGGAAAAAUUGAGAAGUAGUGAAUGGCAACACUUUCUAUCACGUUGGAAGCUGUUCGGAAAGGCUGGUGGGUGCUGAAAUGUCAGCCCACGGGUGUCUUGAUCCCAUCUGCGAGGAGAUGGAACCACAAAGUCCGGUUAGGGAAUACCUUGAAGCCUUGGGGCGUUUUGUGGCAAGCAGUACAGGGUGGAAGCACGGGUCUGGGUUUGAGGAAAGAUUUUGCUCUGGUCUCCUGCUUUGUGUGGGUUUUUUUGUUUAUGAUGUGAGCGAGAUGCAUUUUCAGAGAUGGCAAAACAGGAACAGUCCUGAGAAGUGCUUAUCCCUGCCCUGGCAGUUGGAGCAGAGGAGUAAUCUUCAGGCCAGGCUAACAAAGUGUGCUUUGGAGCUGACGUGUUAGCCGGUUGGAUUCUCCAUCCUUUCAGAGUGUGCGUCUCACGUGGGAGGAUGUCACUCAAACAGAUGUAGCUCUUUCUAAGCUUGACUUGCCUGAAAGGCUGUGGCUUCUCUUGGCUGCACUUCGGGGUGUUGGCUGCUGGUAGUUUCUCAUAAACAUCCAAACACCAAUGCCAGCCCCCGACCUUGCUCACCACCCACCAGCCUAGUCUCGGUUAAUUUGAAGCCAUAAUAUUUUCUAUAUGGGAGGGGUUUUUUGUUUGUCUGUAGACAGCUGUUGUUGUAGCCCGGUUGAGAUCUCCACGUGUCCGUACCUUCCCCGUUGUCCCUUUCGCCCAGCCCGACUGCGAGAAGUGUCCUGGGGCUUGCGGUCCCCGCUCUGUGGGCAGUGCAUUGUCCCCGUGUCAGCCGGAGCCACAGGCUCUGCAGUGCCCAGGAGGUCAGCACCACCCGCUCGCAGGGACAGGGCACCUGGCGGCAGGAGGGAGACCUGUCCUUUGGUGACAAAUGCGUAAGAAGCAAAGCCUUUUGACUCGGCAGCCCUGGAUACAAAAGGGAAAUCCUGACGCCAGGUCAGAGCUGGGGACCUCGGAGCAGCAGUCUGCACUCUUCUGCAAAAAUCCCACCACCCCGGAGCCAGCCCUGCCGCUGCGAUGGCCAAACAUCGGGGAGAAGAAGCGUUGCCGAACACCCCUCGGGCGCCGCUCCCAGCCGCGCCUGCGAACAGCAAUAUGGCAGGAGCUUCUCUGGAAGCUCAGUCACAGCCAGUCCUUGUUAGACCUGGGCAGGGUUUGCCACCGGCCCAGUGCCCACUGCCGUGAGCUGUGUCUAGUCUCGUGUCUUGUAGUUUAUUGCUCGGCUUCUCAGCUUGAGUUCUGUGUACUGACUCCACCUAAUCACAGUAAAAGGUUUGCCCAUGUUUUAGCCAUGACUUCGCCGUGUUUUUCCAGCUCCAAAAAAAAGCGAACGCUGGGAAACCACAUCUUUCAGUCCGUCAGAUAAUCACACACCCGGAAUUAGCUUUCACGUUGAGGUAAUGGUGACUGACCUGUUCUCUGUCAUCCCAUGGAGAAACUUCCCCAGUCAUUUUGUACCAUUAUAUAAAUAUAUAUAUAAAUAUAAAUAUAUAAAUACAAUAUGUGAAGACAUCUUAUUGGUUUUUAUUUGAAACGAUUUUUAGGCUUGUUUUUGGGUAUCUGUGCUGCCUGUAAUGUAUUGACCUGUUUUAUAGGUGCCUUUUUAUUAAAAAGACAAAUUUCAAAACCUGA
Messenger RNA from Calidris pugnax (ruff), 8302 nucleotides. It is a transcript of the gene BCL9L, whose product is annotated as B-cell CLL/lymphoma 9-like. The record is from RefSeq and is a predicted model, not a curated record. Bases 331 to 4857 code for a protein of 1508 amino acids. Gene Ontology annotation, biological process: positive regulation of transcription by RNA polymerase II; canonical Wnt signaling pathway; negative regulation of transforming growth factor beta receptor signaling pathway. Gene Ontology annotation, molecular function: transcription coactivator activity; beta-catenin binding. Lineage: Eukaryota; Metazoa; Chordata; Aves; Charadriiformes; Scolopacidae. Gene Ontology annotation, cellular component: beta-catenin-TCF complex. The transcript is spliced from 10 exons.